Messenger RNA from Rubroshorea leprosula, 816 nucleotides. The record is from the annotation of a GenBank genome assembly. Lineage: Eukaryota; Viridiplantae; Streptophyta; Magnoliopsida; Malvales; Dipterocarpaceae.
CGUCACUAAUCCAGUGAAGACUAGAGAAGAGCAAUGGGUGGAAAGAUGAAACCCAACCAAAAUCAGCAACAAAACAACAAUCACGGGGGGAAGCAGCAGGCCAGCAAUGAAAAGAAGAACGAACCAAUUGUUUUGAAAGUAUAUAUGCAUUGUCAAGGAUGCUCUACCAAGGUCUUCAACUCUCUCAAAUGCUUUGAUGGUGUUGAGGAAGUUAACAUUGAUAUGGCAAAUCAGAAGGUGAUUGUGAAGGGAUCAAAGGCGGAUCCAUUGAAGGUUUUAGAAAGGGUUCGAAAGAAGUAUAGUAGAAAUGUGGAGCUUCUCAGUGCCAGACCCAACCCCAACACUAAAGCAGAAAAGAAAAAGGAACCGGAGAAGAAAGAAGAACCUGUGAGACAAGCUGUAUUCAAAAUGUACAUACACUGUGAAGGGUGUGCUAAUGAUGUCAAGACAAACAUAGAAAAUAUGAAAGGAAUUUUAAGUGUUCAAGUAGAUAUGGAGAAGUCAAUUGUGGUUGUUAGGGGAAUUUUCGAUCCAAAAAAAAUUAGUGAUAUGAUUGAAAGACGGAUGCGAAAACAUGUGGAGAUUGUUCAGUCGAAGCAAGAAUCAGAGCAAGGAAAAGGAAAGGAAAAAGAUGAGAAGAGCAACGAAGACAAGAAGAUCAUUCACUUUAAUUACCCACCCCAGUAUUCGUCACAUUAUAUUUAUCCUUGUCAAAUCUUAAGCGAAGAAAACAUUUUUUCGUGCUCAAUAAUGUAAAUAAAUAGCCAUUUUGAUUGUAUCUGUGAUUUUUUAAAUUAAUAAUGAUUGAUUUUUAAC